AUGACGUCCGACCAUCACACAUCAAGCGGAGACGAGUCCGCCGGCGAUUCUGACGCGUCGUCCGAUUCUGGCUCCGAAAACGGUGUUCGCCUCAUCGACGACGAGGCCGACGAGUCGGGCGGCUCUCGUGCUUCCGAAUCACCCGACUUUUCUUCGCCGCACCCGACGCACCUGACGUUCCCGCAGUUCAUGAGUCUCCCUCCAGAGCUGAGACGGCGGGUGUGGGAGCUGUUUUGCCCGGACGCGCUUGCCCAGGCGCGCGUCUUGUGCUUCACCUUGUCGCCGAGCUCGGGGACGAUGCGACGGCCCGGCGACUACUCGGUCAAGGAUCACUGGUCGCUGGCCGACCAGACGGAGGGGGUGAGGGCCAUGAUGGCGACGCACCAGGAGUCGAGGGGCGUCGCGACGAGGCUGUUCCCCGACGAGCUGCGCAUGGACGCGGGGUCGGGGGACGCAGUCGUGCGGUUCAGCAGGGAGAGGGACAUGGUGGUCGUGUACGGGUUCAGGGCCGACAGGACAUACUACCUGCCGGGGUUCGCGGGGGAGCCGAAGCACGUCGCGGUGUACACGGCGCGGGGGGGGCGGCCCGAGGACGGGAGGCUUCUGGAUCGUGCGGCGGGCGUGCUGGGCGACCUGAGGAGGCUGUAUGUGUGUGUGCCGCAAUGCACGCUGAGGCGGAGCGCGAAGCGGUGGUGCGGCACGGACUGGGCGCGCCGGUAUCUGGUGCGGACGUACGAGAAGGAGAUUGGGCUGGGCGAGGAUACGGAGGUGCUGUACUGCUGGCCGGACGAGGACCGGCAUCCAGACUAUGCCGGGCGCUCGGUGCCGAGGGGGACGACGGAGACGACGGAGACGACGGGGCGUGCUGGGGUGCGGUUGCUGCCCAUGGUGGCGUUCGAGUAUGAGCGUGGGAUUGCCAAGUGGCGGGAGCUGCGGGCGAUGAAGGACGGUCCCGUGCUGGACGACGAGAGCGACGAGGACAGCGACGAGGUUGAGUCGCGGGGGGGAGAGGAGACGGAUGAGGACGAGUACGAGAGCGAGGGCAUUGACGACUCGGAAAUCGAAGAGCCGGAUGAUUCGUCCGAGGACGAGGGCGCUCCGACGGGUGACGUCGGUCAGUUUUCGAGUCCAGAGGUUUCCGACGAUGACGUGGUCGAGGUUGCGCCGCCGGUGCAGAGACCGAGAAAGAGGAGGGUCGUGAGUGAUUCUGGGGACGAAGAGCCGCGGACCAAGAGGGUGCGGCUACGGGCUGUGGUUUCUUCGGAUGAAGACGAACAAGGCGCACAAGAAGCAGAGGAAACGGAAACGGAUGCUCGAGGCCGUCGACAAGAACCAGAACCACGUGCCGUUGGUAUCUCUGAUGACGACGAAGGCGAGGGAGCACUACGGUAUCGAAACGGCGCUGUAUACGAUGCCGUGAACCGGGACGAGCACGAGCACGAGGACAAGGAGGAGAUUGUGUACGCCCGGUCGACGACAAGUUCAAGAAGAGUUGCUUUCGACUCUGAAAGUGACGGCGACUCCGACAGCUGCCUGGGACAGGCGGAGCAAGAAGAAGAGGGGGACGGGGACGGGGACGAGGACGAGGACGAGGACGAGGAUGACGACGAUGAGGAGCCGCAGCGCAUGUCACUGGCGGAGAGACUACGAAGGGCAAGAGAGGAGCAUCCCGUGUCGUCUGGCACCGAAGAAGAGGGGGAUUCGCAGGAUGACCACGACGACGAGGACGAAGAGGACGGAGAAGACGAUGAAGAGAAUGACCAAGAAGGCCUGUUGGACGUCAUGGCUGGAGAGAGUGAGGACGACGACGAGGGCGAUGACUGGUGA
Messenger RNA from Metarhizium album ARSEF 1941, 1827 nucleotides. RefSeq lists its product as uncharacterized. The coding region runs from base 1 to 1827 and encodes 608 amino acids. The transcript has a single exon. The record is from RefSeq and is a predicted model, not a curated record. Lineage: Eukaryota; Fungi; Ascomycota; Sordariomycetes; Hypocreales; Clavicipitaceae.